Molecule: messenger RNA, 1386 nt
Organism: Fomitopsis serialis
Lineage: Eukaryota; Fungi; Basidiomycota; Agaricomycetes; Polyporales; Fomitopsidaceae
Exons: 5
Coding region: 1-1386 (461 amino acids)
Source: RefSeq, a predicted model, not a curated record
AUGCCCUCACAGUCCUCGAGCUCGAAUGACCAGCCCGACCAGGGCAACUUGCAGCCCUAUAACCCUUUCGGCGACGAGUCAUGGCUCUUUGAGCCCGAAGACAUCCCGCCUGAUGCUCUUGCCGAGCUAAUGGACGACCCUCAGGCUUCCAUCCCUCCCCCGCCGACCCAAGUGCCUGGCUGGCAGGGGUACUACCCGCGUGCAGCCUGGUGGCUGAACGCGGGCCCACCACCGGCUGACAUUGCGGAGGUACAAGCUGAGCGAGCGAGGCGAGCGGAAGGACGAGAGGAGGAGGUCUCACCCGAUGUUGGGCCACAUCGACCGCCUGCACAAUCAGUCCGAAUCUCGGUGCCUCUGGACACGAUGGCUAGUAGCCCACCGUACCUUCGUGACAUCAUCACGAUGGAUACGGAUGAUACCUGGGGCGACUUCAUCGAGCGCAUCACGACGCGCAUGGGGGUCGAUCACACAGCCGUAGACCUCGCAUACAAGAUAGACGGUGCGAAGCCGUCUGAUGACUUCAAGGUCCUCGCCAGUCCCUACAACUUGCUUCAAGCCUUUGGCGAGUAUGUCGGUGCGAACUCAAGAGCACGGAAGAAGAAGGAUUUAGUCAUUUACAACCUGACGGCUGAGCGUCGCAACCGAGAGCAGGCGAAGGUAGACAAGACAAAGAAACACAAGGGAAGGAAGGGGAAGAAGGGUCGGAAAGGCAAGAAGUCGAAGAAACGCAGGCGGGAUACCUCCGACUCGUCUGACGACAGUGAGUCCGACGCCUCGGAGCAUCUCAUUGCCAUGCGGCAGCUCCAGGACCACCUUCAAUGCCAUGAUGCGCACUGCCCGAACAACGAUAAGGCGAACCGCUGGUGCCACAUCAAUCCGCACUCACUGGAGCAUGAGGACAUUGACAUCGCGGGGAUCACUUGGUGGGCACACGAAAUUGCUGCUGGCAAGGCGUCGUUGAAUACGCCACCGGAGGGUCGAAAGUACGAUGCGGUGUCUUCAAAGCGACGCGCACUCGGCGACGCGAGGAAGUGCCGAGCGCUCCAGGCCGAGUCGAGCACGUCUGAGGCUGCAGUGUUGCUCGAUCAGCACACAGGCAACAAUCCCUCGGAUGAUAGCUCGAUUACCUUCCCAACCGUGACAACACUCCUGGAAGAGCUCAACCAGACGAGACUCGCACACAACUAUCCCCAGUAUGGGCGGCGCCUUUCCGAGCUUGGCUUCCACUACGUUGUCGAUCUCGAGGGGUAUGAUGCGUCACUGUUCACGGACCAAGCGGGGAUGCCGCCAGGUGCUGUCCGCCCGAUGCUUGAUUGUGCGCAGACACUCGCUCGUCGUGCACGGAAGGGUAAGGGUCGAGCUGAUAACAAAGAGAACGAAAAUUGA